AUGGAUUCACUCGACCUUCUUAAGAAGGCGAAUUUCUGGGUGGCCAAAAAGCCAACCUGCUGUUCGUGGGCCUGGAAGAAGAUCCUCCAACUCAGGGCUGAGUGUCGAAGCUCUUUCUAUUGGAGAAUUGGGAAUGGUUCCUCAGUAUCCCUCUGGUUUGAUAAUUGGCACCCCAGGGGCCCUUUGAACUUGUACUUUUCGGACUUGGCCAUAUAUGCAUCUGGCCUUCCUAAGCAGGCGACAAUGGCGAACCUAUUCACUAAUUGUGGAGCUAUGAUUAAGAGGGUCUUGGACUCUUGGGCGGAUCCCCUUCCCACCCUCUCCCACUCUUCCGAUCGUUUCGGCUGGAAGGGAAAUACCUCCCAUCUCUUUACGGUGGCUUCGGCAUGGGAUUUGAUUAGGAGGAGGAAGACUCGGGUCUCCUGGCACACAUUCAUUUGGAACAACUCCAUCACUUCAAGGUACCAAUUUAACCUUUGGCUUAUUGCCAAACGCAGGCUUCCUACCCAAGCUCUAUUAUUAUCUUAUGGUAAGAUAGAUAGUGCCUUGUGUCCAUUCUGCAAUGAGGUAUUGGAUUCUAUAGACCACCUAUUUUUUGGCUACUGCAUCUCCGCUAGCAUUGCCUUCUUUUGGGCCUCCAGGUGCAAUCUUCCGUGGCGAAACAAUUCUUGGGUCGAGAAUCUCAAUUGGGCUGCCACUUUCCUUAUGGGUAAAGAAUUCUAUAAGUGCAUUGCUCGCUUCUCUUUUGGUGCUCUUUGUUACUACAUAUGGAAGCACAGAAAUAACAUCCUAUUUAGAGAGCAAAGCUUAUCCGUCCCAGAGGUGAAGAAUCAACUCAUCAAGGUCGACAAAGACAAGGCCACCACCUAUAGGAAUGUGGAUGAUACAUAUAGAAACCGGAGGCUGCAGCGUAGCUGGGGUAUUGAUCCAAUCAUUUUUUCAGCUAGGGACUAUUCUACUUCUGCAAGUCCCUAG
Messenger RNA from Eucalyptus grandis, 975 nucleotides. RefSeq lists its product as uncharacterized. The transcript has a single exon. The record is from RefSeq and is a predicted model, not a curated record. Bases 1 to 975 code for a protein of 324 amino acids. NCBI's taxonomy places the organism in Eukaryota, Viridiplantae, Streptophyta, Magnoliopsida, Myrtales, Myrtaceae.